Manis javanica (Malayan pangolin) is the source of this 2876-nucleotide messenger RNA. The record is from RefSeq and is a predicted model, not a curated record. NCBI's taxonomy places the organism in Eukaryota, Metazoa, Chordata, Mammalia, Pholidota, Manidae.
ACGUUCUUUCAGGCCCGGCGCCUGGGAAGGGCAGGUCAAAGAGACAAAUUAAAAACCUAAAAGGCUCAGCUGUCAGAUUUUGAGAGGAGGCAGAAGCAGCAGAAUGGAAAUCUCACAGACUUCAGUGAAGUUGUCAGUUAUACCCACGUAUAUGAGAAAUCCAUGCUGCAGUGCCAAGCUAAGCCUCCAUUGAGUUUAAAAAGCCAUCUCAGUGUUACUUCCAGAAAUAGUGUCAACCACCACUGUUGAACACUGCGCCAGUCUCCUAGGCUUGCCUUGAUGCGCUCAGUACCAUGAUCCGUUACCUCUAUCAUCCAAAUUUUUGCGCCGAGUCAUUUCCAGAUGAAAUGACACAUUGCCUACAUUUUUGACUGGUUAAAUAACUAAAAUCUUUUUCAGUAAGGCUUUGCAUUCCAUUAAAACUAGCCCGCUUCCCCUGCAAAAUUCCAGCCCAGAACCCAGCUUCCGGGAGGUUUUCCCCACUUUAACUCCACCCGCGCUCCCUGGAUCCUAUUACUGUAACUGGGGUAUUUCCUGCAGUGAUAAACUGACUUCCGUUUAUAAUGCUCUGCUACUUUCCGCAAUUACAUUACAGCAAUAGGGGAGAGGCCAGGAGUCCUUGCGACGAGAAUGGGCUCCUCUGAAACGAAGGUGGGGAUCAGCACUAGGGGCAGGAGGAGAACCAAGGGUCAUUCCAGAAAGAUGAGGAUAUUUAGUAUCUUUAUAUUCAUGGCCUACGAUUAUUUGCUGAAAGCAUUUACUAUCACAGUCACCAAGGACCUAUACAUGGUAGAAUAUGGCAGCAAUGUGACACUGGAAUGUAAAUUCCCAGUAGGAAAACAAUUAGACUUGCUUGCAUUAAUUGUUUACUGGAAAAUGGAGGAUAAGAAAAUUAUUCAAUUUGUGAAUGGAAAGGAAGACCUGAAGGUUCAGCACAGUAGCUACAACCAGAGGGCCCAACUGUUGAAGGACCAGCUGGGAAAGGCUGCACUUGAGAUCACAGAUGUGAAACUGCAGGAUACGGGGGUUUACUGUUGCUUGAUCAGCUGUGGUGGUGCCGACUACAAGAGGAUUACUUUGAAAGUCAAUGGUAAGAAUUAUUAUAGAGAAAGAGGCACAACAUUUAUUAAAACCAUAUCCCACUGUGAAUGCAUGAAAUUGUCUACUAGAAGAGUCAAUACUGAGUGGCAAGUCCUGAGUGGCAAAACCACCAUCACCAAUUCCAAAAGGGAAGAGAAGCUUUUCAAUGUGACCAGCACACUGAGAACCAACACAACAGCUAAUGAGAUUUUCUACUGUACUUUUCGAAGAUCAGGUCUUGAGGAAAACAGUACAGCUGAGUUGGUCAUCCCAGAACCACUUCUGGUUCCAGGAAAUAAGAGGAUUCACUGGGUGACUCUGGGAGCUGUCUUUUUUUUCCUUGGUGUAGCCCUGACAGUCAUCAUCUACCUAAAAAGAGAUGUGAAACUAAUGGAUGUGGAGAAAUGUGGCACCCAAGAUACAAACUCAAGGAAACAAAAUGAUACACAAUUUGAGGAGACGUAACCCAGUACUGAAUCUUCUGACCUUAAAGCAGGGAUUCUCAGCCUGUGGUUUGAGCUUGCCAGGGCUAAGCAUGACCAGAGGAUUGCAGUGGGCCAAUGGGCUACAGGUGAUGUAUGACUUAAAAGGCCCAGGCACUGAAAAUGGAAGGUGGGAAAAAAGAGGAGAACAACGCAAGGAGAACAAAGGGCAUCCUGGAAGGAAACCUCAGGUACUUCAGAAUGACUGGGAGAUUCACUGGCGCAUGUGAAAGGGAGAAAGGACACUUCUGAAUGAUGAGCCUCCAUGCAAAUUGUCCAUUGUUCAUCCUAGGAAAGCAAGUUGAGAUUCCCUGAUUUAAUUGUCAGUUCCUGCAGAAGUGCCCUUUGUCUUCACUCAGUGUCUUGAUUUCUCUUCUGUGUGAUCAAGAGUCUCAGUGUUGCAGCAGUAUUUAAGUAUGUUUUUACUAUUUAUUUUGAGUCUGGGGUCUUGUCAUGUGAGUGUGGUUGUGAAAGGUUUCUUUUGAAGACACAGUAGAAGUUAAAAUUUUUCUUAAAACUAAACUUAGUGACUUGUGUGCGUACUGUAAAAUGUAUAGUAUUUGUAAGGUGCUUGGUAUUCCUUAUGGCUGUCAGUACAUAGGAGGUAUAGAGAACAAGCCAUUGGUUUGCAUAGGAUAUUACUUUAUUUAAUCCACUGGUACUUUGGUUGACUUGAAUAAUCUUAUCCUUAGACCUUAAUUGUCUCUAUAAUCUUAUUCUCAGACUUCUAUGUAAGAUAUGUUACCACAGUUUCUGUUCCAUUUAAAUACCAGCUUUGCAACUAUAUGUUAUCCUACACACAUAAUCUCAUUUAAUCUCUCUAACAACUGUGUGUGGUAAGCACUAUUAUACCCAUUUCACUGUUGAGGGAGUAGAGAGAUAAAGUAACCCACCCAUGCAGUAAACAGCGGACCUCAGAUUUCCAGGACUGUCACCUGUUUACCUUUUAGAAUACAAUUUACAGCUGUGUUUUACUUUAAGACAUUCAUUAAUUCAGCAAACAUAUAGGUAGUGCCCUUACAUGUCCAUCCCUAUGUCAGCCAGUGAGUCUACAUAUGUGAGCAAGAUAAGGUACCUCCCCUCAAAGAGCUCAUAGUAUAAGGGGAGAUCAAUAAGAAAAUUUAUUAUUACAAUUUAGUGCAGUGUCAUAGGAUAAGGUGUUGGAGGAGAAUGAUGAUGUGAGGAGGAAAGUCUGGUAAUGCUGCCAAAAGGAAGGGCAGUCUGGGUGGCCAGUUAAUGUGUUUCUGGACAGUUGAAAAUACUUAAACAUUUUAAUUAAAAAGCCAUUUAAUUUAUGAUGACAAGUAUUUUUAA